UCGUAGUUUGGCAGAGAUUCAGCAGCACUGAUACUGUCCGUGUGUGUGUGUGUCCUUGUGAGGGUGAAGCGAGGCAGCGCAACUCGACACACACCGCCGCAGACAUGAACCGGCUACUGAAAGUUCCACCUCUGGCCAGCCGCACUUUCAGCAGCUCUGCCAGACAUCUGAGGAACAGAGUUCCUGAGGCCCAGAAGCUCUUCCAGGAGGACAAUGGACUGCCAGUCCACCUCAAGGGAGGAACCCGGGACGUCCUGCUCUACCGGGCGACCAUGACUCUAACUAUCACAGGAGUCUGCUAUUCUGUGUACUGGCUGCUCGUCGCCUCCAUGCCUCAGAAGAGAGCGUAGAGAGGAAACGGCCCCGGGCUCAGUCUAUCGCAUGGAGAACGAGGCUCGGCUCCGACUGACACUAAUGUUUGCUGUGUACACUUCUAUCUGAUUUUCGUCUCAAUCCAUCCCUACUUCUUCAUGGCAAAGAUGAAUAUGUAAAAACUGUGAAAGACCUGAAUUCAGCUUC
Molecule: messenger RNA, 519 nt
Organism: Xiphias gladius (swordfish)
Lineage: Eukaryota; Metazoa; Chordata; Actinopteri; Istiophoriformes; Xiphiidae
Gene: cox7a1
Product: cytochrome c oxidase subunit 7A2, mitochondrial
Exons: 4
Coding region: 105-350 (81 amino acids)
Biological process (GO): regulation of oxidative phosphorylation; mitochondrial respirasome assembly; mitochondrial electron transport, cytochrome c to oxygen
Source: RefSeq, a predicted model, not a curated record